Molecule: messenger RNA, 765 nt
Organism: Eutrema salsugineum
Lineage: Eukaryota; Viridiplantae; Streptophyta; Magnoliopsida; Brassicales; Brassicaceae
Exons: 1
Coding region: 1-765 (254 amino acids)
Source: RefSeq, a predicted model, not a curated record
AUGACUUCACCAAACAAAAAGCUAGCAAACAUUUCAGAAGAUGAAGACGACAUUAUCGAUCUGCCUCAUGUAGACAACUCGCACCUCAUCGCAAGAUUCAGCCGGAGCCUUGUUGGACGGAUGUUCAACCAGGAUAUAAGAAGCACUGAAGCCCUUAUAGCUUUCAUGCCAAGAUCCAACAUCUGGGAUGUUGAGGGGAGAGUCCAUGGAAUAGAUCUGGGCAACUCCAGGUUCCAAUUUGACUUUGACUUUGAAGCUGACCUUCAAAGGGUUCUAAGCAAGAGGCCAUGCCACUUUAACAAGUGGUCUUUCUCCUUGGAAAGAUGGACUCCCCAUGUUGGUGACUCUUUUCCAAAUAACAUGGUCUUCUGGGUAAGAAUCUCUGGCAUUCCCACUCAUUUUUGGGUGGAGGAAAACUUCAGAGCUGUUGGAAACAGACUUGGAGAGGUCACAGCUGUGGAUGCUAGAGCAGCAAGUGUCCAAGUGUCUCUCAAUGCAGAUAACCCUCUCAGAUUUUCAGCAAGGACUCGUCUAGAAUCUGGAGAAGUGGUGAGAGUCACUUUGAAAUAUGAAAAAUUGGAGAGAUGGUGCCUUACCUGCAGACACUUAUCUCAUGAUGAAAGGACCUGUCCAUUGUUAUCUGAGGAGGAAAGAAUAGCUAAAAUGCUGGAGAGAGAGGCUGAGCGUAACCUUGCCCAGCUUGCAAGGGAUGAUCUGAUCAGAGAAAGAGACCGUGACAUCCUCUAUGCCCGCCGACAAGCAUGA